AUCUAGAGAGCAGCUGAGAAACUGAACCUUUUAACUACAACUGAGAAGAAACACACACAAAAAAAACCUACAGACAAUCAGGCAGACAGGCAAAGCUAUUAGAUGAUUCUCACUGGAUUGAUUGAUUUAAUAGAGCCCCUAUGAAGAUACAAAGGGCAGGAUGAUGGACACAUUUCUCUGGUUGCUGUGUGCAGCCACAUGGUUACCAGGAGCCCCAGCCAUCUGCAAGGCUCAGACUGACCAAAAUAAGGUCGCCUCUAAGAACGAGACAAAUGUACUGAUGUACGGCAUGCUGCAGUUUGGCGAGACCCUUCACCAAGUCUCCGAAAGCAUCGGCACCAAGAUGGCGAGAAUCGAGAGCUGGAUGAGGAAACAGGAGGCGAUGCUGGAGAAGAUGGGCCAGGAGGCCGGACAGGCCGCAGAGAAGGAAAAACAAAUCAGGCAGGUACUAGGCAAGCUAAAGGGCCAGAUGGCUGGGCUGCAGUCAGAGGCUGAAGGGGCCAAAGACAAGCUGGCCUGGAUGGAGCAGGAAGAAGGGGAGCUUAGGACCACGGUGAUCAACCUGGAGACUUACCUACAGAACUACUCCCCCAACCGCAUACAGGAAUUAAAGGAGAGGGUGUCAAAACAUUCCAGUUUUCUGGAGGGCCUGCAACAAUGGAGCCAGUUACAAAAGCAGACCAUUAAGAAGCAGAACAAACACCUAAGAAAGUUACAGAAAUUGAGUGAAGCAUUGGGAUAGCCCCACUACCUGGUGUCUUCUCUGAAACUAAACACAGAAGACAGAGUCCUGCACUCUCUGACAUUAUCCUGGUGGUUCAUGCAUACAUAGGCUUUUUAUUUACAACAGAUGUUAUUGUUCCUAUUCUUGUUUUGGAAUUCAUACUACUACUGUCAGAUUGUACAUUUUGGAUGCAAAUAAAAGACAAAUUAAAUAUA
Molecule: messenger RNA, 939 nt
Organism: Esox lucius (northern pike)
Lineage: Eukaryota; Metazoa; Chordata; Actinopteri; Esociformes; Esocidae
Exons: 4
Coding region: 161-742 (193 amino acids)
Biological process (GO): triglyceride homeostasis; regulation of lipid metabolic process
Source: RefSeq, a predicted model, not a curated record